AUGCUGCCUGGUCCGCGACACAGCUUUCAUUUAGUGCGAGUCCUUAGACGCCCUACAAUGUUGGAGAGCGACAUUUCGACGCGUUAUCAUGGUCAGAGGAGAAACUGUAAGUACAUUAUAUUGCCGGAAAACAUUUUAGUGAAAUUCAAGAUCAUCCCAGAAAAAUCCUACCCUUUUUCCAUAUUAAGCUUAACAUUCUUUUCUGUGAGUAAAACCGCACGUAUAAUUUUACAAAUUGAAAUGUCUUUAAACGACAUUAUAUAACUCUUUAUUUCCUACACAAUGCGUACAUGAUUAUUGUUUUGUAUGAGUCGGUUUUCAAGAAUAAAAUAUUUUGCUCUGAUUUUGAUGCCGCCCUUAACAUAUGAGCUUAUGUACAUUGACAUUUCGUCUGAUCCAGUGCCUGAAACAUGAAGAAAAACCUAUAAAUUUAUGACGCUGAGAAACUCUUCAACAUGCAGUUCACUGAGUGGUAAAAAUAGAAAAAUUUUAUAAUAGUUCACCUUUAUGUUCAGAGGGGAAAAUAUGCAGGAAGCCGGAAGAAAGUAAUUUUCUUUGUUUUGUUUUUCGGGGUACAGUUUUAAACCUGUUUAUUCCCUGGAGCAAGAAUUAUAAAAAAAGAAAUGACUCGGUCAAUUUCACUCGCAUCAGCAUGUGAGUUGGCCGAAGUGCUCUUGAAAUGCCACCUUGAAGUUUUCACCGGCAUCGUGAAUUAGUGAUGUCUCUUUACGAGUGUCAUGUAAGGCACAUUAGCGAGCAGCUAGAAAUUUAAGCCACUAGACGGCGUUUUUAACAUUACAGUGCCUUUAAUUCUUCCUCAUCAAAAUUUUAUUUAAUGGAGGGACCAUUGCCAUUAACCUCUAAUACUGGUUUGUCGUAAAAUGACUGAAAUACUUCAACGUUAACAACGCUGCUAAAUUGGACAACUUUAAAUAUUGAGAACUGGCUUUGUUUAAAACCAGACACGCCGUAGGCAAAAACAAGGAUUUUAUUAAUACUCUAAGCCGCUGGAAUCAGCUUGCAUACUGAAAAGCUCUAUAUUAAUAGAAGCAUUUUCUCAUAGAACAUCCCCAUCUAUUUUUAGAUCAUCGAACAACUGCUUUCUCUCGAAAAGCUGAAAAAGGCAAACUGUUAAACGAUUAAUUUUGGAACUUGUAACGAAACAUAUUCUCACGUUAUUUACUGUAUUUUCUUUUUUCCAUUACGCCUCCGUACUUUCCCUUAGUUAUACACAAUUAUGAACACUUGUCACUGUGUCGCCAUGAGUUCUAAUAAUUUUUACUCCCAGUUUCUACGAAACGCUUUGUUCAGGCAAAAAUCUAGUCUCCAAGCAACCUUUUUCUUCCGGAAUAUUGCCAUGAAAAAGGGGCUGUGAGUUUGGGAUCUUUAACAAUUCAGUUGUAACUGUGUUUUAUUGCGCCAGGACCCUGACAAAAUAUUUAUGUCCGCUGAUUUGAAGGUCAUGCAACUGUUAAUGAAUGCGCUUUUUACUUGCGCGGAAACAGAGCGACAGCUGAAUACAUGGCAUAAGGGCGUCUGAAUAAACGAAAACGAGUUUAACAAGAAGCGAAAUCCAUGGAAACGCUACUGCCUUGUCAAUCAUGUUGGCAUGGAGACGAGAGACAGAAUGCGCAAAAGCGCAUGUUUUUUUAAGGCAAACUUUAUCGAGAUUUUGUCGCAACUACCUUACCUUUUUGGGGUUUCCUUUCUGUAGAAAAAUGGGUUGGUCAUUAUAGGGUGCCAUUAAUUCGAAUAUCCAGGUAUCUUCUUACAAGUAGUUUAAUUAAAAAAUAGGUUUCCUAAGCAAGGUGAACUUGCUGCAAGAAUGCGCCAAUAUUGAAGUUAACAAUCGAAAUGCUUCGCCUAGGAAAGAAAAAUUUCUCGAAGUGUUUUUCCCCUGCCGACCUUGACACAUCGAGAAGUCCGAGAACAACAACAAAAAAUUGCGGUUUAGUUCAAAGAACUGCUGCCUAUUUUUGUGGCUAUUCAUGAAUUGUAUUCGACAGAUGUCGUUCUUUAAAUCGACGAGGAACAUUUGACAGUAGUCAUUUUCAUAAAAAGCUAUACGAAUUUUCUUUUCAUUGAAAGUUAUAACUUGUGGCGAAAAUGGAGAUAAACUCGAGAGUAGUAACACUUAGAAAAGAAAAUUCUACUAGAAUAGCGAAACCUGCACAGUACUGUUUCUUGUCACGCAAGAACAUCGAGGUGGGGGGCUUUUUUUUCAUAUUAAACGUGUUCUAUUCUCAGUCACCAUAGCUGCACCGCAGCCCCCAAAAUAUUUUACAAUUAAAUCGUUGUCUUAAGAAUGAUAUUCUCUUCUCCUUUGAGGUCCACGUGCGCUUCGAUUAACGGAUUCUACGGAUUGUUGUGUGUUGUUAUAGUUCUAUUGCUUAAUAUUAUUGUAACGAGGGGGCCUCCUCGUACAAGCCUUGUGGUUUUCUGAGGUCCCCUCGCCACAUCUUUAUAUAAUGUAAUGCUUGUGUAAUCUUUAUUGUGGGAAAAUAAUAAAUAAAUAAUAAAUAAAUAAAUACUGAUUACAAUGACAAUAUAAUUGAUUUAGUGAGCGCAUGAGCACUUUGAACUUCUCUCUUUUUUGUAUCUUCUUCUCCGAUUUAUCGAAAAAAAUUUCAGUAAAUUUUGAAUUAGUAUCAAUUUAAAUUCAAAACUUCGAAGUUAGAGGUAAAAUGUCCGCUUCUCUCCUGUUAAGGACAAAAGAGGGCAAAACAAAUAGACAAGAAUGAACAAACAGGAGACCUUUUGAUGCUACAGCUGCCUGUCUCGCUGAAGUCAAACAAGAUUUUAAACAAUAAUUGUUAACAUGAAAAUAAUCAUUUAACAAAUAUCCUGUCGCAGACAGGGCUUUGCGCUUCCGAUAUUGAUAGGAAAUAAUAUUUUUAAAAUAGUUUGUUAACCGCUACAGGUAUUUGAACAGAAAAGCAAUAAAAUGUCUUCCGUCGGAACUGUCAAUCACUACAGUAGUUCGAUCAAAUUUCUCCUCUUUCCUCAUAAUAACUUUUGCCAAGUAUCACCAGCCGUAUUCUAAAAGUACAAAAGGGUAGACUCGGAGGGAGCAAAAUCUAGCAAAUGGCGCAGAACACAGGACACCCAGCCUGAAGUAACCGAGUUGCUGUUGAAUAACCCUGGGAAGCCUGUGUAGAAAUAAUCAUCCAGCACUUUUGAGCGAUACCAUUUACACUCGUGGAUCGAGAGUCAAUGUGGAGCAUUAUAAAUUCUUGUGUCUAUGGAGUGAAGGGGAAAGUCACCAAGGCUUGUUUUAUUACUAUUAUGGUUAUGAUUAUUAUUAUUAUGCAGCACGGAAACGUCAGAAUGCAAACUGCUAGCCACGUAGGACGCACAGCGUAGCCUAUAUGUGGCCUAAAGGGAGCAAACGUACUCUAGAAAACGAAGGCUCUGUUAUGGAAUGUUACAAUGGCAAAGUUUAAAAAAUUAAUAAUAGUAAAACACAAAGAUAAAAAUGAAGAUAAUAGAAUACAAUUAAGAAAUAUGAACUCGCGGAGGAAGCAAAGAGGGUGUUUGGAGAGGAAGUCAACAUAACGACUGAAGGUCAGCGCCAUCUGGGAGCAGUUAUUGCGUCGCAAGAAUACAAAGACCAGUAUUGUGAGGAGAAGGUUCGUGCAUGGAAAGAGGAAAUCGAACGUCUCUCUGAAAUAGCAAAAAGGCAGCCCCAUGCGGCGUAUAUUGCUUUCACAAAAGGCUACAAGUCGAAGUUCACCUACUUCAUGCGCACGAUUGAAUCGUUUGAAGUUUAUGUCGAUCAAAUCCAGGAAGUGAUUGAAGAUUUACUACUCCCAACUUUGUUCGGUCAAUGAGGGCCUCUCCCUAACGAGGUGCGCAGACUUGCUACCUUAACAACGGGUCAAGGGGGUCUAGGCAUUCCUGAUCUGAAAUCCGAGGCACCGCAGCAGUUUGCUGCCUCGAGACUAAUAACCACCGCGCACGUAGAUUCUAUUACUUCACAGAGUCCCAUCAUGGUGCCAGGAGAAAGAUCUACGGAGGAGCUAAAGAGGCAUCAACAAUCACUUAAGAGAGCAAGUGCCAAAGAGAGAAUGGAUAGCAUUGAUUCAAGCCUCUCCCCAGGCCUGCUGCGUCUGGUUAAUCAAUCGAGGGACAAGGGCGCAAGUUCUUGGCUGAAUGCGAUGCCUCUCGCAGACAAAGGUUUAGCCCUCAACAAGCAAGAGUUCAGAGACUCGCUACGCUUGCGUUAUGACUUGCCCUUAGUCGAUUUACCAAGUCAUUGCACAUGUGGGGAUAAAUUCACCGUUAGUCACGCCCUCUCUUGUAAAAAGGGGGGCUUGUAGCGCCGAGACACGACGGUGUACGGAACUUGUUAACGACAUUCAUCGACAAGAUCUGCAAUAAUGUCGAAAUCGAACCACGCCUUCAACCCCUGGACAACGAGCGAUUUCAUUUGAGGAGCGCUUUUACAAGUUCUGAGGCAAGGUUGGACAUCAAAGCGGGAGGUUUCUGGGCAAGAGGAGUUACGGCAUUUUUUGAUGUUAGAGUUACGCACGUCAACUCCAAGUGUUACUAGAGCAAGCCAACAUCGGACGUGUUCAAAGAGCAAGAAGAAGAGAAGAAGCGCAAGUACCAGCAGCGGGUGUUAGAUGUAGAAAUGGGUUCGUUUACGCCUUUGGUGUUUGGAACCAAUGGCGGAAUGGGAAACGAGUGUCAGCGGUUCUUAAAGCAUCUCGCAGACAAGAUAGCUCAGAAAGACACCGAGCCUUAUCAUGUUGUAAUCACUUGGCUCAGGACACAGAUCUCGUUUGAACUCUUAAGAUCAGUACAUGCAUGCGUCAGAGGUUCGCGAACGCCGUUUCGUAACAAGAUAGAGCAGUCAUUAGACUGUAAUAUAAAUGUCGCUAGUGCGGAUAUCUGAAAUACGUGUCUAGAUGCUUUUAUACUUAGGGCUUUUUAUGGACACUGGUUUAGCCGUCAUUAGUAUAAUUCGAUUGUAUGAUCUUCAUAUCGCUGCAUAAUGGAAUUCUUUAUUUUAUAGAAUGUUGAACUUUUAUUAUUAAUGAUAUCUAUUUCCUCUUCUUUUAUGUAAGGUUAAGUUACUUCUAUUUUUUAGAAUUUGUAAAUGAACAGUGUUUUGAUGAAUUAAUUAGAUUUUUUGCAACAGCAGGUUGAUUGUAAAUAGGAUUUUAAUUGAGGUUUUGUAAUAAAGAUUUUACUUUUAAAUUUAUUAAGAAAUAUUAAAGCUGAUACAUUUAUUAUUAUUAUUAUUAUUAUUACAAUUAUUAACUUGCCAACCCUUUUUAUCCUAUCACUGUAUUAUAAAGCACUUUAUUGGAAAACAAACAUUUCAGAACAAAAGAGCAAUUGCUACCGAUGAUAGUAAAAGUAUAUUAGCUGAUUAUAUAUAGAGGUCAUCUCCCAGUACCUUUGUACGCAUAGUCGUUCUAAAAAGUAAUAACGGCGUCAUAAAACGUGAGACGGUUUCUUCCCACAAAUCCCCGCCGAAGUACCUUCAUUCAGUAUCAUGAACCACGGCCCUGAGACCGGAUAACAACUUUAAACAAUCAUUCAAUUGAGGAAAGCUUCCUACCCGAUGUACGAGUCUCACUACUGUAUUUUUUAGCGAUCGUGACGUCAUAAGUGCAUCUAACCACCCUUGUAAGGGAAAAAAAAUGUUCGCUCAGGGAUGUUUUAAGCAAGGAGAUAAGAAAAUUCGAUCAAUAAAAAUCCCAUAAAAAUGAGUGCAGACAAAGUAGAAAGGAAGAGCGAAUUUAUUCCAGUUCCAGGAUUUGGGUUUGAAACACCAGCGAUCGAAAAAAAGAUACAACAACUGAGUACGUACGUUAGAGAUCCCCACAAUUGAACAGUUAAAAAGUGAAAAUGGAAAUGUUGAUUAGCAGCUACUAUUUUUGCAAAAAGGUUCCUUAGUAUGCUAUCCUUGUGGAAAAGUUUCACUGUGAAGUUUAGAUAAAAUGCUGUUAAAUAUAAGGAUCUGAAUGAAAACUGCACAAAACAAAUAUUGCCUGUUCCCUGAUAGUCUGCUACACAACCGUUUUUAGUGUCGUCACGCAACGCUUAGUGGGGAGGAGCGUUGCGUGACGGCACUAAAAACGGCUGUGUAGCAGACUAGUUCCCUGAUGCCUUUAGCAUUUCUUGCCAAAACGUGACUUCCAGCCAUCUCAGAAAUGUUUUCAUUCUACUCUAUUCGGACUAUUUGUCUUGUUCGACGAGGCGAACAAAGGAGGUCUUGUAUUUAAAAAAAUAUAACGAAAAGGACGUUUAACUUAAUUAAUUGUCUUCAAAUUAGGCCAAUAUCAAUAUUUGACUGCUAAGAAAUUCACCUCAGGAAUUCUCUGAAAAUAACCUGAGAAUCAAAGUAAUCUUCAAAGCAUCCUCGUGUACUUGCAUGGUUUGAAUAAAUUGAUAGAGGCUUACUUCAUUUGCUACUUUUGCCAUCAAUGUCAGUGUUUGCGGUCAUCUAUGAUCACAAAGUCGGAAUUCAAUUGUUCUCUAUGCACUUUGUCUCCUCUUGAUGUGUGUUCUAGAAGGAAGCAGCCCGGAUUUUACUUCUGCAACCUGUGGUGGUCUGUCUGUAUUAAAUAUGCUCAUGAAAAAAUGUUAAAAUUUGCAUUUUAAAAUAGGUACCGUAGGUGUGGUCUUUUUAGUAUCGGUCUGUGGAAAUCGAUUUGAUACUAUUAAGUCAUUCAAAAGCAAUAGGCGGAAUUCUCAAAUCUCAGCUGCGAAAUUGCAUUGCCGACAAGUAAAGUGAGUCUGAGAACUCAAAUUUCGCCAACUUACCCAUUUCGCAUACUUUUCUUUCUGUAGGCUCUCACUUUAAACAAAAACUUCUCUUUUUGUUUAAUUUCUCUCGAACUUGCUGUAGUCGUGCAAAAUAGAUAUUUUCUAAGAUUGACACGAAUUUGACCCGAGAAAAGAAGGAAUAAGUAUAUGAAAAUUAACUGAUUAUUCAUUUCAUUUUUUCAAAUUUUUAAGGUAAUUUCUCUCCGAUAGAAGAAAAAGAAUCUGUUAUAGGACGAGUCUUUCGCUUUAGUUUUUACUCAGCAUAUAGAAGUUUCAAAACUGAUAUGAUUCCUCCUUCAAAAAGGCGGGGAAAAUUGAAUCGUUUUGGUAUCAAGCAGUUAAAAAUAAUAAAAAAAAGUUUGAGGAAGUAACGUGGAAGAAACGAACAAGACAAACUAAGGGCAUGUGGCUAACAUAUGGCAGCAAGGUGUCGCUGGUCUCUUCAAAGAAAAUCUGUUCGACCCCGCAAUAUUUACAUGCCUGAACACUGAGAAUUGUUACAAAAAACGCACCUGCAAACUUGUAGACUCAAAAAAAGAACCUGUUCUGCUAUUCCUUUGUUAUUUCAAGAAAGCGCUGGCUUUUGUGCACCCCGAGGACAGAUGUGUCGGCCUUAUCGACAAAAACCGUUUUGCCACAUGUGCACGUGUGGCGCUGAGCGACACGCUUAGGCGGUGACUCCUAGUUCAAACUCCCUCUCAUCCUGUCAAUAGUUGUCAUAAUGAACUCGACGCGUGAGAGGAGAGCUUGGAAAUUUUCCUUCCAGCUAGAGUUAAAAUUUUUCCCAACCUUCUCAUUUUGCUGCUUUUAUGAGGUAACCGCCUUUUCCUUCAAUGAAUACUGUUUUCUCAGUUAAAAACUAUUUGCUGAUAGUUAUUUUACAACAAAAGGAUUUUAUUUACAAAUUAGUGGUUGUUUUGUUUUUGUCAGGGAUAUGAAAUUUUAUUUGUUUUAUCAUUCAUACUUGAAAUUUUGCAAGUUACUCUUAUGUGUGUUAACCGCUUUAGUUUUUUGUAUAAAGUUAUACAUGACAUAACAUCUUAUGCAUGAACGCUUCUGAGUUCAAAAUUAUUCAAAAAAUCUUUAAAUUGCCACUCUUAUCGUUUUUUUACAACUGAUAUUUCUUAUUAAAAAUUGAAUGUUGAGUUUAUUUUGUUUCAAACUUCACAACACGUGUUUAACAACAAACAUACAGGUGUCCGACAAGUUGAGCGCUCUUUUUUCCCUAAAAUAAAACAGGUAUCGGCCCUUAUUCGGUAUCCCGCGGUAAAAGAGAUAUAAGAGACAUUGAUGGCGGAAAAUGUCAAGUUGCUAGCGUUCUUUAAGGGUAUCGUUGCUAGUAAUGAAAAUAGGUCGCUUUACAUCAGAAUGUCGUAGAACAUGGCGAAAACAUCACUGCAGAAAGUUACUCUUGGCGAGAUCUCAUUUAAAUGCCCCACGUUACUGAAAUUUUCCAUUGUACUGAAAAUUUAAAAUUUUAUUGUAACAUAUCUAGGAGACCUAAAGGUUCAACUCUGCGACGAUACAUAUACAUUGGGUAUAAGUUUGACAAUCAUCGCUAAUAAGAUAACUUCAGUGAACACGUGCAAGCUUAUUUAAAAUCUCAUCUUAACUGAAGAGUUUAUAUGUUUAACAAAACUCAUAUUCAAGUGUAAUGUAAACAAGGAAUGAAAUAAUUUAGCACAUGUGUGAGCUCCCAAGUCAUUUAUAUUGUUUUAAAAGAUCUUAGUAUUUUGGAACUGAGAAAUCAGAGAUAUGCAAUUCAUAUCAUCGUGACUGCAUCCUUGUAAUUAAACAAUGACCAUACCUACGAUUACAAAACUCAACAAAAUGCCCCUUUAACGUGCCAGAAAAGAGAAGGAGACUUUCAGUUAAAGGCAUGUUAGCUUUGUUUUGUUAUAUUUUGACUUCUGGACUAUUUUAGUUCAUGGGAGAUUCGACGACUCAUCCCAUUCUGUCCAUGUUAUUGACACACACUACGUCUGGGCCGCCUGUAGUAAAAGUUGUUUACAAAAGAAUUUAUACGGAGAACUGACAAAAUCAAUCAAUCAAAAUUGUUAUCAUCCGUAUUGUACAGAUGUAAAAGGUAGUGUUAAACUUUGUUUGAAUUAUUUAGAAGAAAUAAGGCAUCUGGGUCCCCUUGUCUGAAAAACGUCUUUAAAAAUGCUAAACGAGAAAUAAAUGCCAGUUCUUGUUACUGCUUCUAAAUUGUUAAAAUUGAUUUACCUGUUUUUAACAUUUACCACAUGUAAAAGACUCUAAUGAAUUAUAUGCUAGAGAAGAAAUUAACCACUUUGUUCAUAGUCGGCUUAAAACCAGUGACUGACCUAUACUGACUGACCUUAAUAUAGGGAGUUUAAGCGGCCGCGUUUUCGAGAGACGCUCGUCAACCGGAAGUUUACUUUUUGUACCCUUCGGCCGUGAUUUGCAACAAAUUCUUGGGCAAAUCGUCUCUAUAAGAGAAGAGUAAAGACACUAAGCAGUAGAAAUUUGGUAGCGUCGAGGCAUGUUAAAAGAGAAAAAAGCUCACAUCCGGUUGAACGUGCGUCGCUCAGAAACGUCGCGUCUUAAAGACCUUAAACUCCCUAAUGUGAAUGAAGAAAAUGGUACCCAUGGCUCUUCUCUACGGGAAAUGCCCGGGGGCGAGGUCAGACAGUGAGCCCCCGCCUAUUUUCGGUACCUCAUGCAAUGUUUACAGUUUUGAAAACCUAGGAAAUAAAUAAAAUACUAGAAAAACAAUUUGCAAUCAAAAUUGGCACUAAAAAUAGACGUUUCGAAGUCAUCCUGGCUUCAUUUUUUAGUAAAAAAGGCACAGUAAAUGGAAAUUGAAUUAUUUUUUCUAUUCAAAGCGUCAAAACGUACUAUGCAAUUCAUAAUUAGAUGGUUCACAGGUAAAUUAAAGUUGCAAAAUACAACUGUGGGGUUGGAAGGCAUUAAACAACAUGACUGACAAAAGGAAUCUCCACUUAACAGCGUCACCGAGGCGACAAAACGGAGUUAUUAAUUAUUUCCUUUUUUCUCCUUUCUUUCCAUCCUCAUACGCCCCAAGAUCAUAACGCUGAAAGUCUCAGCUUAAACUGCUUAUCAGCUCGCUGGUUGCCCUGGUUACGCUCAGUCCUGAUUUUAAGGUUAUGUACUCUAACUGCUAUGCAUGGCGCCGGCAGCACCAAUCAGACUUCUAUCAUGACGUGUCGUCCGUACUUUUUCCCGCGCUUGAGUGACGACGCUCUGAUGAUUCGUGAUAGCCAAUGGGAAGACGUCAUUUAAUUCUACAUUUAUUCAUUCGCGUUGUGAUUGGUCAAAAAUUUCCGGCCUUAUCCAAAGUAGAGACAAAACAAGACAGAGAUUUUGGUUUUUCUUUUUUAACACUCUAAUUACAUUUUUUAAAUUUUAUUCUGCUGUUUUUCAAGUCAUGUUACUUUCCAUUACCUGUUGGAGGAGAGACUACGUUGUAAACACUUGGUUAGUCUUGCUUCACUAAAACAAUAUGUUUGGAAGGGACCCAAAAAGGGAUAAUCAUGUCUAUUACAAUCAAUAAAAUCAGCAAAUUAAUGUAGAGCGUAACAGACAGAAACGUCCAGUGAAAACGAUCAAACACGAUACACGACAAAUCUGAGUUCUAAGAAUGGAUAAAACGCUUGCAAACUCGGUUAUUCAAUUAAGUUCAUCUCACAGCUUACAAAAACCUAGGCUGCAAAUCGAUUCCGCCACUGGACGAUACUUAGUUAUAAACCCUACUUGUGGUACUGAGAUUGAGUGAUAUCGUGAAAUAAAAGUCAUUACAUUCCUCAUAUAUUGAUUUCUCUUUUAAGCGUAAAGGCACUCAAUUCCAAAAAGUCUCAAGAGCACGACGUAAUGGGGCAACUGUCCGAAUUCCUCGUCGCUGCAGAAAUUUUUUCUCCUUAACAACAAUAACAACAAAGGAAUAUUACUAUAGUUACUGGCAAGAUUUUUUCCUGCGAUAUGGCUUGCAGUUAUGUUUGUUAUCAUUUUGAUUCUUGUACUCAGUCAGAAGCUCUUUUUAUGAAAAUCUUGCUUGAAGCAAAGUUACCAUCGGCUGAACUGGAGAACGAUAAGCUAUAUAUCAUUGUAGAAAAAUCAUUUAUUUCUUCAGUCAAGUACAUAAAAAAGGCUUCUACUUUCGACAUAAUUGUCUGUUUCAACAAAAUUACUUAACAAUAAAUAAGUAAACAAAUAAAUAAAGAUCGCGAUAUUCUCAUCAUUUUGUUGUUACUUCUUCUUUGGUUUGGAUAUUACAAAAUAUUCUCCCACAUUUAUCUCAGUUGUCAAACACCAGCUUUAUUUUUCACUGCUCUGUUUUCAUAUAUAAUGAAUGCAUGGAGUUCUUUUUAAUUAAGAACAACAAUUUCUCGUAAAUUACUUUCUAUAAAUAGGUUUUUUUUUACUUUACUUGCCAAAUAUUGUUUAUAUAAUUUGUCAAUUGGAAGACACGUAUGACACAAAUUUCUUUUUCAAAAUAUACCGAAAGACACACCCAAAAAGAAACAGGUACUUGUCAAAUCUUUCCCUCAGGCACCGUUGGUUUGCCUUUUAUCGGUUUUGAUUCGUGACCUAUCAAAAAAUUGUAGUUGAUUUUGUUAUAUUUGAAUCAGACGACUGCUGCUUAAUCUAAUUUUAUGUCACAUUCGACUUAUCUUAAAUAACUGCCGAGAUCCGUGCUGACGUAUUUCAUUCAGGGCUUCAGAUGUAAAUUGUUCCUAUUUCAAAUGAAAUGUAGCUACGUUUGUACAUACAUUGAAAUUUUCGUGAAAAGGAUUCUAAAGCUUGGACAACAUGUGUUAGACACAUUGUGAAAUUAAAAUUGCCUGCAUAUUGUACAACUGAUAGUUAAAUCAAGUAUCCCACGAACUCACCGGUUGCAAAGCCUUUAAAAUGCAAAACAAGCGUUUAAAGAGUUUGAUUUUUUUUUUCUUCGAAAUAACCGUAACAAAUAAUUAUAAUUAUAAUAUUGUCGGACUGUGUUAAAUUUAUUCAGUUACAGAUUGUGCCUUUUUAAAUUUAUAUAUGCGUAAACAAGAAAAAGAAGUGAAAAGUUGACCAAUUUGAUUUUGGCACCAAAUUGUCGCAGGGGAACCGACUAUAUAUCAACAAUAGAAAAUGGUACUAUUUGUUUGAGAGUCUUCUUUAUUCCGACAUUUCCAAAGUGAAUACACUUGAGAUCGGUCGCAUUUGGUUAUUGAAUCUCUGUUUGGCCCAAUCAAGGCAAGUUUGUCGUUUUCAUGUUUUUCAUAUGUAUUUUCAUAAUCAUCUCUAUCUCCUCCUACGCGUUUUCUGCUUUUUGACGCGCAUUUCCCUUUUUCGACAACACAGAAAAGUCACUUACAAAUAUACGAUUGAAACCCAAUUAGAAUUCAAGUUCAGGGACGCACUUUUCAAUAAAGACCGAGAAGGCUUACACAAGCUUACAGUGUACAAGGCCCCGUAAGGUGUUAACAUGGAGAUAUUACAGUUACGCACGCACCUAAAAGAAGAAUAUUAAUUCGGAGUUAUGGCGCCCCACAGCAUUGUUUCCUACACUUUGAUGGGUUUUCGUUUCAUUUAAGUUUUGCAUAAGAGGCAGGUGUUUCCAUUUAACACUGCCAAUCAUCUUUUUUCGUGAAUUACACGAGUUCUUCCAUAUUAUAAUAAGGAGCCAAAAUAAUUUUUUUUUUUUUAAAAAAAAUUUCUACUUUUUGAUAGUUUAUUUUUUCGUCCUUGGAUGCGGUUAAAAAUGAGAUUACUUGUAAGAAAAAAAAAAUGAAAAGAAAAAGAGGUAUUUUGCAAUUAGCCCAGCCCUUUGUUAAUUAUUUGACCUCGGUACGCGGUGGGUCUGCCGAAAUCCCCGUUCUCCAUUUAAGGAAAGCUAUACAGGUGUGGCUAGAGCAAACGCUAAAAUGAAAAUUUUUGUUUUCCAUAACAAAUUCUCUGAGUUUUAGCGAUAAUGCAUGCGUUAGCACCAGAGAUCUCGCGUGGCUUUCGCAUCCGGGUUGCACUUUGCGCGAAAACCAAAUUAUAAAGCGAAGUUCGAUAAGGCCUCGAGCAACAGCAAAAUUUCUUCAGUUGUACUAAGUCCUUUAGAUAUAUUAAUUUGCCCAUCAGAAGCGUUCGAUCGAUGCCAGAAAAGCAGAUGUAAAUAUUAAAUUCACGGGCUUCGUAUCUGUCAAAUGCCGAGCUCUCGUUAAUUAAUGAUGACAUGCACUUUGUUGACAGCUGUUUCAGCUGUCUUUAAGCCCCGGAUGAGCAGGUGUACCACUCACUAAAACUUCUUGGUUCGCGUUACGCCUUUACGUGCUGCAGAACUUUGCUUGCUAACAGACGAGACACAAUCUUUCAUCCUCCAUACAAGGUCUUUUCACGCGUUUUUUUAUUCAUCAAAGCGUCAAUGAAACUCGUCGGAAGAAUGCACCACCACAAAUACAACGGUAUGGACUUUGCUUGUAUGGAAUGCAUUUUACACAGCUAUUUUUUCUUUCCUCGUCCAUAUUUUUUGCGGCCGAUUUUUUUUAGAUAUAGACCGUUUAUAUAUUUUUUAUAAAAUUUCUUUUUUUCUGGUGCGAGUUACAGAAUUAAGAGGAAUUUCUUGGUGACAUCUUAAUUUUUUUUUUUUAAGUUCUUUACCCCGUGUGAAUUUCACCCUCUUAAUCAAAGUGAAAAUUAUUUCAAAUCUUGGAGAAAGAUCCAGCGUGUUAUUGAUAUUUUUUCCUAUUGCUGCGAAAGCAAUUACUGGCAUACAGUUGGCCUAGUCAGAGCGCGCUUACCGCCUCAGCACCACUUAGAAAUCCCUGUGUAAAUAAAACAUAAGUUGUCAGUGGAACGCUCAACAUAAGAAAACAGCUCGCUUUCCCUAAUGUCCUUUAGUGAGUGGCUCGAGCAGAUGUACGUAAGAUACAAUAACUACACCAACAAUCGAAUAAUUAGCACGUGCAGAUUUAAACCAAUUGCAUUCGAGAACGCGCGCAUUUCAGGGUUUUACCGGUCAUCGUUUUCAUGUCCUGUUCGACACUUCAUAGAUUUGACAAAAACAAUUUAAACAAUCAGUUUUUUUGCUGAUUUUUUCUUUUACAUAUCAUUUGUGCUGGAGCGUUUCGCGUGCCCAAGUCGUAGGAUCGAACUUUUUGUUCAAUUUGAUAUCGUAUUACGCGGAAAUGUGUGUUGAGUUUGGCCGAAGAAUAAUAAUUUCUUACGGGGGCACGUGUGCAAGAAAGCUAUUUUAAUGAAACUGAGCUUAAUUAUUUAUCAUAUUAGAAACAGAAAGCUUAUCAUAUGGUUUCCUUAGUUCUGUAAAAGUCGAGGGGAUAACACGGAAAUUAUUCCGGUUUUUUUAAUGAAUAGAAAGUCGAUAAUCCUUGUUAUUAUUUUUAUCCUUCAAUAUUUUGUUUAUCCCCAUACAUUCGACAUCAAAACCGUCUCUAAACGACAAACUAAUUCAUCCCAGAAUCUGUAUUGGAACCCAGUCUCCUAGUCUCGCGGUUUUCUUAGCAACGAAUGCUGCCUCCGAUAUUUAGAACUCAAACAAUGGUGAAAGAGACUGUGAUUCCACCUGCGCUGAUACGAAUCGCUAAGUUCCCGUAUGUACAGCUGUUCAUAGACGUCCUUCGCCACCUGAAAGCUCGAUAAGGAGUGUUAUCUGUUGGUCAAUAUUGCAUAUUGUGUAGGAAAGCGGCUGGCAAAAUCUCGGUGAACUCGGCUACAAGCUUUGGCAAUUUUCUUCUUUACUGGGCAUAAAAUUCACUUUUCCGUCGUUCAUUCCCCCUAUUUCUACAAGCGAACGAAAAUGCAGGAUACUAAUAAAUGAACCCUUUUUCCGAACGGAAUCGAAAACCAAUUUGUUUUUUCGCUUUUCAAACAAAAAAUGAAAAUUGAAAUUACUUUUGUGUUCGGUGACAGCUUGUUAAAUAUUAAGCAAGAUACUGCGAUAUAUUCUGCGAAUAAGAUUUUGUUUUGUUCACGGAAAAAGGCUAGCUUUUAUUUCUGGGGGAGUGAAAAAAAAACUCAUCAUUUUUCACUUCUUUUUUUUUUAGUUUCAAAAGAUUUUAGAGCACGUGCUAAAGAAACGAUAAACAAUACAUAAAAAAAUAUAAUCCAGCGAUAUUCUACGUCAGGUCAUAAAAUAUUCAUAAUACCGGACGGUUCACGUGACUAAAUUAGUGACGUCACUAAUUAAUUGCCUACUGGUGGCUUUACGAGAUGGGAGUCAAAAGCAAGUCGCAAGGGCUUUCUGUUGUAGCAAAGAGUUGGUUAUGCCGGCAGUAACUUCAGGUAUUUAUUGAUGCAUUGCUCUUAUUUUUAAAUAGCGAACUGCAAGAUUCGAUGGUGUCCUUCAAGAAAUCAUUUCGUGCCGACAAUUAAGAGUUAACGAAGCGCCAUAGCUUAGGUCACCUUGGGUUUAUAACCGUACGAAUGUGUUUCUUUACAUGGCGUCCAAACCGCUUCGUUGUCUAUUGUUUUGUUUCACGAAGGAUUACCAGAUGAUUUUUGCAAUAGGUUUGGGUUUCGUUUGAAAGACUUAUGUAUUGUUUUGAAAGGAAGAUCUCGCAACGUCGGCGGUAAUAAAUGUGGACUGGGCAUCUUCCAGGAUACGAAUCAAAUUUCUUCGUCUGCUGAGCGGCAAAGGCCAUGAGCUUUAAUUUAUUUAUGUUUUGAGCGAGAAGAACGGCACAACUUUACUACAUUUUUGUUACAAGGACACAAAAUGCUACUUUCUAAAGUUACUUAUGCCGACAGCCUGGUCUUGGUCACUUAGAAUGUCCUUUGCAUUGCUUUUAAAUUUGAUAGUCGUAAAGAAAAUUAAGCUUAAGCUUAUGUCCAUGUUCGGAAAGUUACGAACAUGUCAGAUUUUAGAAAAUUCCUAUUAUCAUCGAGUUGGUUAGAUAUUUGAUGAGUCUUUCCUAAUAUUAUUUACAUCUUGACUUCUGAGUUUUUUCUAUAGCAUUUCCAGCCUCUCGAGACGAGUUUGAAAAUCGCCCCAACGAGAAAAUCAAGAGAUUUUCGCCUGUGAUCACAACAUGUGUUUUUAAGGCCAUCUUUCUUUCAACAUAAUUAAGGUAGUAAAACAUAAACUUAAUUAUAAGAUGCCUGACGCUCUCAAUGAAUCUUUUACAAUUUUUCUAAGAUUAUUAAAAACCCAUCGACUCACAUGAAACAGUUGUGAGUUUUUCAAAGUUAACCAUGGAGACUUUCAUUGUUGAUUGCUAUUUGAUUCUCUUUCAUAUUUAUGUGGUUAUGUUCAGGUAAUCUUGGUGAAUUUCGCGAGCUACACAAUCCAUUUUUCCCAUGAUAUAUAAAACCUAUAAAAACUGUUCCCUAACAGUUAACCUUUAAGAGGAACAAAAACUAUGACAACUUUGAAUACAUGUAUGUUCUUAUCUAGACAUUUUUAGAACAUACAAAUACAGUAUGUAUUUAAAAAAUGCAAACGUUCAGAAAAAGAACUCGCCUUUGUGGAGUGUUGGGAACUGUGCAUUGGAUAGUAAAUCUUAAAAUGGCUAAUGUUUGGAACAAAAAUAUCAGUUUUUUUCUGGAAGUAUAAAAUACCUUGUAACCUCACUACUGUGCCAAUAUAUUCAUAUCUUUUGAAUUUUUAUUAAAAAAGUUCAGCCAAGCGCAUAUAUAUGUACGGUGUGGGAUGUCGCAAUGUUCUAUUUUAGUGGUUAUAGUUAAGGAACAAAAAUAUUAAGAAAUUUUUUUUUGGUUAUUUUAUUAAUUUCAAGUGGAAAUACUCUGCAAUCAAAUAGCCCUCUGACGGGGGUUAUUUUUAAAACAAUAUAUUACUUUACCGUGAUUGACUGUAUGGCAGCAUUCUGUUGUUGAAGGGUUGAAUUAUAUCUUUUUGUUGUCAUUCAUGCCUGAACAAUAUCAUAGCUGCCCUUUGAUCCAAAUAUAUUGCAUAAUAUGUAUUGUUUGAUUAACUCAUAGCAUGCUUCAUCUCAUUAAUGGGGCUGUUUUCUUUAGACACUUUACAGUAUAUUAGAAAUUCUAAGCUAAAAGUUUGGACAUUUCCAUUAUUUGGAUGACAUCAAUUUGCUUAAUGCAAAGUCAAACUUUAUAAUUUUGAGAUGUUUAUUGAGUGGUUUAUAUCACUAAUAGUAAUUUCAUUGGACAUAUUUAUCUCUCAUUUAUCUUCUUUAUGACAUUUGCAUUAAUAGCUGCUACUUUAAGAAUAACAUCAUACAUGUACAAUAUGUACAUGUUGGAACAAACAUCACUUGUUUAUGGAAAAUAAAUUUCAUCUACAUGAGAGUAAACAAAAUUAAGUAUCAUGAUCAAAAUGUACAAACUUGACGAAUUAUCACAUACACAUAGUUUGUGAAGGCUGUUCUUAAGUAUGAUUAAUUUUUCCACAUCAAGAAAUAAUGACAGGUAUAUAAAGUAUCUUAAUUACACAAUUUUACCUGGACCAAUACCAAGAAAUACGAUAAAAGAAAAACAUGAUGCAGUGUUGUUACUUUUUAAGAAAAAUAUAGAUCAUCUAUGCAUACAUGUAGUUUAGUAAAAAAUGUGUCAACAUUUUAUUUGGUUAGUAGUUAUAAUUUAUUUAUUAUACGUACAGAAUUUGAAUCUCUGAUAGCCACACUAGCAAAAAUAGCAAAUAAAAACAGAGCAAAGAAACAACAGUGCGUUUUUAGGGUCACCAUGAAGCUUCACUGACAAGACUGAAAAAGUAACCCCUAAAUUCAUCUGCUAAGGUCCCUACAUUAUAGAGAUAAUUUCAAGAAAAAGAACGCAAAUGCUUUUUUACAUUGAGCAGUCCUGUGCAAGCUUGCUCCUGUGACUGAUUUCAUAAAGGCGUGUUUUAAUAGGCCUUUUGCAUUAGUUGAUCACGUGAUCAACUUCCGGUAAACGUGAAGACAGUUCACUUUUGAAAAAUUUGUGAGUAUGAGCUGAAAGAGCGUAUUAAAAUUAGGUAACCAGUUAAUUUUCAGCGGUAUAUCUCAAAAGUAGUGAUUGCAACGGCUGCCGAAAAUUAGAAGGACUUGUAUGAGAAAAACAACUCUUGCCCCCCAGUCACACUUGAGUGGUUUUCCAGACAAGUCCUUGUAAAUUCUGAAAUUUUUAAACUGUCGUUAAAUCUUUCCUUUAUGCAUUUACAUGUGUAAGGGCUCAAAGUGCCUGUUAUGAAUUAAAAGGAGAUUUGAGCCCUGUAAUUUUGGAAUUCACAAGAAUUUGUAUGGAAAGCCCUUCAAGCGUGACUGGGUGACGAAAGUCUUUUUUCUUAUACAAAUCCUUCUAUUUUUGGGUGGCCGUUGGAUUUGCUACUUUUGAGAUAUAUGACUGACAAUUUACAGAUUGUAACAUGCUCCUUCAGCUGGUGCUAACACUGAAAAUAUUUCAAAAGCGAACUGUUUCCGUGUUUACCAAAAGUUGAUCACAUGAUCAACUGAUGCAAAAGGCCUAUUAAUAAGGAGACAAAAUCUAAAGGGCCAGCCAUUUAAGGCCCAGUUCAUAUGUCAUGCUUCUGUUGUGCCAGUCUGGGUAUCAUUACUGAUGUUCAAACAAAGAAAAACUAAAUUUCAUGUUUGUAAAAUCUGCAGAUUUAAGAGAGGCAAGCAUGCCAGAUUCACCGACAGAUCCAGCCUCCCACCCACCACAGGGACCCCCAGUAUCAUCUCCAAAUGCAAACCCUGCCUCUGUGCCAGUUGUAGCUGACGUUAGGACAUUAUCAAACAAUUCUACUUCACCAGCCGUCAAUGGUGUUCACUCAAGUUCCACAGGACCUGUGUCUCCAAGUAGUAUAGGAAACAGUGUGACCCAGCUCCCCCCUGCCUGUGGCGCACGGCAGCUGAGCAAGUUAAAAAGGUUUCUCACAACAUUACAGCAGUUUGGCUCAGACAUUUCGCCAGAGAUUGGUGAAAGAGUGAGAGGACUUGUGAUGAACCUUGUGGUGAGUAUGAAACAGUGGAACACAUCCUGGUUUAGUGUUGACAUACAUUUUCUACUGUGUUUUUUUAGUAUGAUCAGGAAAAUACUUGUAGAUAGUUAACUUAAUGGUAAUCAAGCCUGUACUCUAAGAAGAAUUGAAGGGAGUCCAGUGCUCUUAACUUGUGAAAUCCAGGGUGCCCAGCAUAUAAGCUCUAUGAAAAAAUUUAAGGUUUUCUAGUUGCCUGGAGCCAAAAGUGAGGUGCCACAGGCCACCAGACACUUCCAGAGCACUACCUUGGGUUAGGAAGAUACUUUCCGAUAGCAAAUUUUAUGCAGUGUGGUGAAAAAGUUGUCAGACACAGGAAUAAUAGAGACCAUGCAGUCUAAGAAAAAAGAGGUUGGAGAGGAAGAGGGAGGGUCUGGGAGUAAGGUAGGCCUUUCUACUUACCAGUGUGGCUGUGGUUAAAUCCCAGAUAUGAUGCCAUUGUGUGGGCUGAGUGUGUUGUUAGUUCUGUUCUCUUCUCCAAGAGGUGUUUCUUUGCCUACUCUGUCUUCAGAAACUAAAGCCCUACUCACAUCAAAGCUUAAACAAUGUUUUAAAGCUGUUUAGUUAAACAUGGUGUAAAUUUGUUUUCUUUAUAAAAACUACCUACUAUACUUUUUUUUGCUUGCAAAUUCAGUGCAAUUACCUAACUUGUUAAAGUUCAUUUGAAUUCAGAGUAAAAACUUGUGUUGUAGUUUUCUGUUACUGUUUUGUUAUUUUUUAAAACCUAGUUCAAUUAAUUAAUCAUGUUUUGUUGGUGUGAAUGGGGCAUAUCAUUUGAAAUUCUAGUUUGGUGACGAGUGCAUGCUGUAUAACCUUUCUAUGAAUUCUAAAGAGCUCUUACGUACUUCAUGGUGAAUCAAAGUUGAUUUAUACCACUAUUUUGAUCUGGAAUCCUUGACAUACUGAUCAUUUCAUUUUCUUGACUCUUUAGUUUAUGUCACCAGGUUUUACUAACUAGUUCCUUCUGCGAUUAUCAUGUACAGAACUCAACAAUAUCUAUUGAAGAAUUCCAUGCCCAGCUUCAAGAGGCAACCAAUUUUCCACUUAGACCGUUUGUAAUACCAUUUCUGAAGGUAAGUUUUUUAAUAUUCAGUGCACCCUUUUCUUGAAAACUGAUUUCAAUUUAAGUACAGGCUCAAGGUAGUUGGAUGUUGGAAAAUUUCUUUUUUUUUCAAUUUUAUAGACUAAGACUUAUGGCGUUUAAUUUCCAUCUGUCAGAACUGACGGGCCAGACUAUUGCUGUCAUAAUGAGAUUUUCACCUUUAAUCAAAACUAUCCAGCCACAUUAGUCAAAUCCUAAAUAGUAUGCACAAAGGAGAUGACUUUUUAGUAGCAAAAACUCUUGGAAAAAGCUUAUUUCAUUGUGAAAAUGUCUGGUCCAGCCAUGGUCUGGCAGGCCAGUUCUGACUUCUGGAAAGCACCCUAAGUCAAGGUCCAUAAAAAUGAAAAAAAAUAGAACAAGGUUAAAAUCCAGCCAUCUAAACUGAACAAUCAUGUUUAAAAAAGAAUUUAUUAUGUUGCCUGAAGGAAAUGUAUUCUUGUGGGAAGAAAGUGGGAAAUCUCACUCACAAAAUCAACCCAAUAAAUGUUAUGGAGUGCAGGUGACAAUGAUUAAAGGUCAAAACACUUUUGCUCAAAUUUUGCUCAAACACUGUGCUUUGCAUAAGUUUCACUUGAUAGGUAUAAUAUAAGUCUAAUAUAAGUCUGAACCACGUGAUCACAGAUUGCCUUGGAUGCAUUCCAUUCAUUCUUAGUGGAAAUCCAAACAAAGCUGGCUACAUAAUUAUGUGUGGAGUAUGUGUAAUAGCAACCUGAAGAUUAGGAUUGUGGGCUCCUUUUGUCACCUGCAGUAAAUUAUUGCUCUAGAUUAACAGCCCGCCAAGAUGUGCCAGCAGCCAGUAAUUUGGCAACUAUGCUCAACUGGGGUGUCUAUUCUUUAGAGAGCAGUGAAAAUUUGUUGUUUACAUGCAGUUGACAUGUAGGAAAAUAGUAACUUGAGUUUUAAAUGUUGCUUGGUACUUUUUAGGCAAACUUACCACUCUUACAAAGAGAACUGCUACAGUGUGCACAAAUGGCAAAACAGACUCCUCCGCAAUACCUACGACAACAUGAAGAUAUUUUAAGUGAACGAGAUUCUGCGCCCUUGGAUCCAGAAGAAAUGAAUCCUUUGGAGAUAAACGAAAAUGGAAAACGAAAAGCUUCUGAUGGAAUGAGGUGUGCAAUUUUAUUUUAUUAGUCUUAUAUUUUAUUUUGUUUGUACCAGGUGCUCACUAAACUCUUGACUAUGAGUAAUGUCAGUCUGCUCCUAAAAUGCUCAUGCAUGGCAGGCUUCCAGUACGUAUGAUGCCAGCCAUGUUCAUAAUGGUUGGAUGCAUAUGAUUUUGCUUUUGUGUCCACACUGCAUGUUUUGAGAAAUCCAGUUGUAAAAUGCUCUUGUUUGUUUCCUUUCAGACCUAAAGAAAAUGGAGCUCCCCCUGAUCUAGCCAUGGUGAGUGAUUGUUUCCUAAUUUUGAAGUGCAACCCAGUUAAAAUCUAGUCAUUUUUUGAAGACCUAUUGUGACAAACUCUCAAUACAGUUUCAUUAAAGAAAGACAUUUUGAUAAUAGAUCAAAGCAUUUUCUCAUAAACUUUCUGCCUCUUGAUUAUGUAUUGUUAUUGUUAAGAGAAAAUUGAUUUUGGUCUCCCUUGGGACUUAAAGUGUUUUUAUUAUCUUGUGUAUGAAGGUAAAGGGUAAAGGCGCACAAUAGCCAAAGGCCCAAACAGCUGAAGCUUAUCUUGGUUUCCUUAGUGUGAAGCAUACUGAUUAGUAUUGCUACUCCCCCCUGGACGGGAUGCUAGUCCAUCACAGGGUUACUCCCCAGCAGUAUGUCCCCAGUAGCCAUUUAUACACCUGGGUGAAGAGAGACAAAGUGGAGUGAAGUUCCUUGUCUAAGGGAACAAUGUGAUGGGUGAGGUGUGGCUUGAACCCCGGACCUCCAGGUCCAGUGUUUGAGGUAUUAACUGUUAGGCCACACACGCCUCCACAUGAAGCAAAGUGUGAAUUUGAGAGUCACUGAGAUUGUUUCUUUGUGCUCUGGUUCACACUAUUUUCUUGAUAAUUUCCCAGCCUUCAUUGUGUUGUUUUUGUAAUUUUGAGUCUAUGUGUUUUACUUUUGCAGCAAAUGAUGGCCGAACUAGGAAAACCUAUACCCAAGAGACCCCAUUUAAGUAAGUUAAAGCUCAAGUGGCUUGGUUUUUGUUGUUGUUGUUGAGAGGGGUGGCUUGCUGAGACAUGAAUAUUUUAUCAUACUGUACUUGUGAAAUGCAACAAACAGCAGAGGUCUGUAUCAAAAGUUAAUUCCGGUGAAUAAUAAAUUAUCAACUCAGUUGAUUUGUAUUGAGGUUUACAGAGGUGGACUUGUGACAAAGUUUGGUCACAACUCAAAUGAAUAAAAAUGAAUAAUGUAAAAGUCAUUAAUAUUAUUUUUGAUGACUUUCACAAUAUUACUACUAUAGAAAACAUCUCUUGCAUGUAGUUUUUGUGACAACCAGGUGCUUUUAAUAUAGCUUCAACGAAAUCAGUUAUUGCCAAGCUGUUCUGUCUUGUGAAACCUCUGUGACAGUACAUGUAGUAAGCGUGUGAAGUUUUCUUUUGUUGCAGGUAGUAACAGUGGCCUAAACAAACCAAGUCAAUUAAGAAUGGAAGACAUUACAAUGCCACAAGGUAAUGUUACAAAGAUCUUGUGUUGAUGAGCUGUACAUUGUACUCAAAAUGUCAAAAUGGCUGAAUAUUGGCCCACGUGUCACUGACCACAUCACUGUUUCUUACUUCACAGCAGGUAGUUCACGUGAUGCAGAAUCUUCAAUGCCGGAUGUUCUGCUAGAUAACAAGCAUGAAAUCGCUGAUGACUGGCGGCAUGUAGACACAGUAAGUUUUUUCAAUCAAAAUAAUCUUAAAAAAAUACACAAGGGUAGCUCUCAAAUGUGUGGAAUGUACUUUUUUCAUCAUCUGUCUUGGCUGUAGCUGACAGGUUUUCCUAUUCAUCAGUUUCUAGUACAGAUGCAUGAACAUCUCCUACAUACACCUUUAACAGGUGUCUUUAUUUUUUGUACUGUUUUUAUUUUUUUUUGAAGUGACAUUUACCAUGUUAAUAACUACAAAAGGCAGGCUUUGUACUUAUAAAUCGUAAAGAGCCAGCGUGCAAAGAAAGUAGUGUCCGAUAACCCGGAGCUGGUGGAUGUUGCUAUCGGGCUAGUGAAUUCUGUUUUUAACUUGCCCUACGGGCAAGUGAAGUAUUUUGAGGAAUUCAACGUACAGAAGAACUGUGAAAUCAAUUCUGCUCAUCAAAACAUUUUGGGGCUAGUUGAAAUGACGUUUGGGUAAAUGCUAGCUUCAGCUUACCCGAAUGGUAAGCUGUAAAAAUGACUUUCUUGGCACCCUGUAAAGAGCGGUACUUUAAUCGCAAAGGAUGUCACUUACAAUUAAUAUAAAAAAUGGUGACACCAGUUCUUUAAAAGUAAUAGUUCUGUAGUAUGAUUGAAAUGCAUUAACAUCCAUCUGUUACUCUGUUUUCUGCUUUUAAACUUAUCCUACAAUUUUUGAAGUUUCCAAAGCCAUUACUCUUGGAAGGUUCCUCAGAGGCUCCUACAUUUGAUGACUUCUAUUAAUUUUCUGAUGUCAUUUCAGAUGCUUCAAUGUAUUAUUGGUAUGGUUGACAAGACCAAACGGGCUGUAUCAGUUCUUCAAACACGUUGUAAUCAGGACCGAGAAGAGCUCUUGGCCUGGGCACGAAAAACAGCUGAGGAAACAGAAGCAGAAGUGAAAAGAAGGGCAGGUUUGUUACUGAUCUAUGUAUAAAUAGUAGUAAAUAUCUCUGCUCUUGGUUACUUUUAAUUUAUCAUGUUAAGAGGACACAUACUGUUGUCCUCUUAUCAGUGACAAUAGUAUAAAAGAGACCUUUAGAUUUGAGAACGAAGAGGACUAUGACACCCCAAAAAGCUUCAUUUUACGUUUUUCACAAGCAAAUUUAACACAUUAUUUUUAAGGAGGUUAAAAAAGGUUAAGCCCUCUCGUGAUCGCAAAAUGAUAAAACUUGUAACAUGUGCUAACUUGUUUCCAUCACUCUGACAUUUUCGCGAAAACUUGUAGUAGAUUGACUAAGGCUAUUGCAUUUUUCCGCAAAAAUGACGCUGGUUCAUGCGGGCGGUACUUAGUAUUGAGAAAAUUUGUUUUCAUAGUCAUCCUUGCUUUAGAACCUUAAGGUCUCUUUACAUUACAUAACACAGUUUGGUGAUGAUCUCCCUGCCCUUUAAUUUGAUCAAAGUGGAGAGAUUAUUCUAACUUGUCCAUUGUUUAUUUUCUCCUCAUGUAGGUGAAUUGAUGGCAAAAACAUUACAACAAACAGAGGAGCGUGUAGCAGAAGUAAAACGGCGUGCAGAAGAAGCAGUGAGUGAUGUCAAAAGACAGGCAGUAGUGGAACUGCAGAAAGCUGUCCGUGCUGCUGAGGAGAAAGCCAAUGAAGCUGUGGCCAGUGCUCAUGGCAAGAUGGAGAAAGCUGUGUUGGAAGCCCGUAGACAGGCCACUGAGGACACUCUAGCAAUGUCCAAUCACCAGAGUGACUCUAGUGAGGUAGGAGCAACAUUCUGGGCAUUUUUAUUGUUUUCUUAGUUCUACAUUGAUCAGUGAUUUCCAAUAUACCCAUCUACCCUCGGAUCAACCUGAAAAAUUUAUACCCCAGGCAGGGUGGGUAUAGGAAAGCUGUGAAAUUUUUGUCAGGUAUCGAGGAAAAAGUGCUAGUGACCUUACAAUCUUAAAGGGUAUUCCUCAAAAAUUUCUGUUAUCCAGUUUAAAGUAUUAUUAUUAUUAUUAUUACUGUUAAUUAUUGUUGUUAUUAUUUUUCGUGGAAAUAAGGGUAAACAUGCAGAGUUUUAAAAGGCGUAGUCAAUCUGGCAUUACUUAAACAGAAAUUAAUUAAUGUUGAUGCUUAUGGGGAUAUGCAUUGUUCUUCCCGUAGAGUUGUUGGAAUUGUGGCCGAAAGGCCACCGAAACGUGUAGUGGCUGCAACUUGGCGCGGUACUGUGGUCCAUUCUGUCAACACAAAGACUGGGAAAAUCACCAUCAUGUUUGCGGACAGCAGGCACAGGGUGCUAACGAGGACACUGCACAGGGAGGGGGUUCUCAGAACACCAACUCACCUAAGGAAUCAGCUGGGAGCAGCAGUAGUCCUGCCGUGACCAGAAUGACCACGCCCACUUCUUCAGCAGACCCAAUAUCAUCUCUUAGUGAUUAUGUCAUGAAAACUCCCUCCACGUAGAACAGACGCAUAUCCUAUCUAGUAAUGAAUUUGUGCCAGGUCUGACAUAGAAAUCAUGCCCAGCAGGACAGUGUUUAAUUUCUGUAAAGAGAAUCUUGACAUGCUUGAUGGUACAUGUACAAGGGACAUGAAGGAAUUUUGCGUUCUUUGCAUCUUAUCCUGUCUUUGUUAGUUUUGCAACGAGGAGAUUUAUGUUGAACAAGUUUGAAGCUGGUGGAAGCAGACAUCGAUUUUCUCCUAACGACAUCAAUACUUAAUCGAAAGGAAAGGUUAUGAGAAUUCAUGAAAUGAUCAGGGAAAAUUCUUUGACCUUUUAACAAAUUCUCUCAACUAUGUUUAAGGGAAAUGUAAGGAGAUAAGUCUGGAGAAUUUGUUUGUUGAUAUUGGGGUUGAAAGGGACAAACCAGUUUACCGUUUAACCUGACAACUAGAUUCCAACAUUCCUCAGUUCUUUUUAAAACUUGAACGUUUUGUAGGUUGAUAGCUGCAAUAAUGUUUUGGAUUUUAAACAUCUCUAGCUUGAACUCUAGUUUGCCUUGCUAAUGGUCAGCUCUGUUAUGUCUUUGUAUCAAUGCUAAUGUUUUGGAUUGGCUAUGGUUAUGAACAGCAACAUGGAAAGUUUUGAAUAAGUUUAUUGUUUUUAAAGCCAGGAUUACUAGACUUGAUAGAGUGGAUUCUCUUUACUGUCAUCUAUUACUC
This is a messenger RNA of Porites lobata, 25677 nucleotides long. NCBI's taxonomy places the organism in Eukaryota, Metazoa, Cnidaria, Anthozoa, Scleractinia, Poritidae. The record is from the annotation of a GenBank genome assembly.